Molecule: messenger RNA, 1652 nt
Organism: Suillus clintonianus
Lineage: Eukaryota; Fungi; Basidiomycota; Agaricomycetes; Boletales; Suillaceae
Product: CAAX protease self-immunity-domain-containing protein
Exons: 6
Coding region: 310-1254 (314 amino acids)
Biological process (GO): CAAX-box protein processing
Cellular component (GO): endoplasmic reticulum membrane
Molecular function (GO): metalloendopeptidase activity
Source: RefSeq, a predicted model, not a curated record
ACCGUUUUGCAUUUGACGUUUCUUGCACAUACCCUAUAGAAUCUGAAGCCGAAUAUACGCCACCAGCGUGAAUCCUCGCGGUGGCUCUGAUAUUGGAACCGUACAGUCUAGACGAACUCGUGUUCAGCACUUACACGUGGGUGUGGACGGCGGACACAACACAAUAGGUUUACAGACAAGUCCGCUUUGGAUGCGAGCAUUUAGGUUCGCCUGGGUCAUCCACAGCCUCUUCACAUAAUAGACCACGGAUCCAACCAAGUUCGUCAUCUAUUCCGACAUACCCACCCUUGACUUGGCAAAUUCUUCGUCAUGUACAGCGAUUCUUCACCAUUGCUAUCUAUCACAUCCGCGCACCUGCUGUCUGGACUCUUCGCCUGUAUCUACGUUGGCUCCAUAUAUGCAUCCAAGAGUGCUCGUCUUCGCUUCUCCAACAGGAAGGUCAACCUUCCAGAAGGACAGGCUAGGCUCAAAUUACAAAAUGAGCGAUGGAGAGAUGAUCCGGACGUUAUCAAGGCGCGAUUACUUGCCGUUACUAGCGCCACAGCGAUUUGUUGUCUCAUCGUAUUCAUCGUGAUGAAGAAUGUCAACCGCGAUGAUGAAAUUUACAACCUUACCGCAAAUGCGUGGCUUCACCUUGGAUUCACAUGGUCAAACGUACUUCCGCUCGUAAUAACCCCGUUGUUGUUUUCUGGGCCACUCUACGUCCAAUUUCUCGAAAAGACUCUGCCAUUUCAAGAGAACUGGGGUUUUGAAAAGCAUGUCGUGUGUCGAUUUCUCUCCAUUGUCGGUCUUCGAAACUAUUUUGUGGCUCCGAUCACCGAAGAAAUAGUGUUUCGCGCUUGUGUUCUCACCAUCUAUUACUUGGCAGGCGCCUCCAGGAAGAAAAUGAUUUUUCUCAGUCCUUUGGUCUUUGGCGCAGCACACAUACAUCACGCUUUCGAAACAUACCACAGAUACGGCCGUACGCCCACUGCGGCAAAACGUGCAAUUAUUUCUACUAUUAUUCAAUUCUCGUACACCAGCGUGUUCGGGUUUUACUGCUGCUAUUUAUUCCUUCGCUCCGGGUCAUUGCUCCCACCAAUUGCAGCCCAUAUGUUCUGCAACAUCAUGGGAAUACCUCAACCAAACUAUGAAAUCAGCCUAAUGCCGGAUAGAAAGCUAUCCAUUUCAGCCGCGUAUCUUUUCGGCAUCAUCGGCUUCGCGUACAUGCUCAAGCCUUGGUCAUAUACGAAUAACUGUUUAUACUGGCAGUGAAACUGAUUUCCUCGAGCCUUUAACCUACCUACAACUACAACCUACUGGACUGGACAUACUUUCUGCGGAUCUUGGUCGGAUUGAACUGUAUCUAUAUCGAUGAUCACCAUCUUGUCACCAUCGGCGUUGUGUAACGCCCUUUCCAUGAAUCAUCAGUCUUCGAAUGUGAGCAAAAUAAACGGCGUCGUGAUUCUUUAAAACCCCAUCGACAGAAGUUGGGCCGCGCAAGGACUUGUAUUACUGACAAGCUACGUAUUAAUUGGUACCUCGGCCAUGGGCCUCCAGUCUUCCGUAGGCAGACCCGAUAGAAGGAAGGCAGUCGUUCUUCCCGGGAGGCUUUAAAUACGAGAUCCGAUUCGGAGGGUGCGUGUUAGCACUACUAGUAAGUGACUAUCAUA